Messenger RNA from Brassica oleracea var. oleracea, 2461 nucleotides. Its product is annotated as wall-associated receptor kinase-like 5. Gene Ontology annotation, cellular component: plasma membrane. The record is from RefSeq and is a predicted model, not a curated record. Bases 1 to 2166 code for a protein of 721 amino acids. The transcript has 3 exons. Gene Ontology annotation, biological process: cell surface receptor signaling pathway; protein phosphorylation. Lineage: Eukaryota; Viridiplantae; Streptophyta; Magnoliopsida; Brassicales; Brassicaceae. Gene Ontology annotation, molecular function: ATP binding; polysaccharide binding; protein serine/threonine kinase activity.
AUGAAGACAGCUUCUUACAACUUUCUAUGUACUGUAGUUUAUGUCCUAACUCUGCAGCUCAUCACUGGCUCAUCCUCAGCAGCAACACCACCACCUCCACGUCCAGAAGGUAACUCUUCAACUUCCUGCAUUAGAACCUGUGGAGGAAUCUCGAUACCGUUCCCUUUCGGAAUAGGCGAGAAAGACUGCUAUCUCAACAACUGGUACGAGGUUGUCUGUAACACCACCGUACCGUUCCUCUCACGGAUCAAAACCGAAGUGGUGAACAUCUCUCUCCCAGACGGUAAUAAACCAUACGGAGUGGUUCACAUCAAAGGUCCCGUGACUUCUUUGGGCUGCUCUAGUCAAGGACUGAUAAAGUCAACGCCAGGUUUGAAUGUCACGGGAAGAGGCAGUCCAUAUUUUCUCACCGACCAAAACCGUCUGGUGGCGGUUGGUUGCGGUGCCAAGGCGUCUCUUACAGAUAUAGAAUCAGAGAUGAUAGGUUGUGAAUCGAGCUGCCAAGACAGUAAACGUAGUCAGCAAGUAACAAACUCGGUCUGCGAUGGUUACAGAUGUUGUCAGGCAAGGAUACCAUUAGAACGUCCACAAGUCAUAGGUGUGAAUAUAGAUGUCACAGGAGGAGAAGGGUGCAGAGUUGCCUUCUUGACUAACCAGAGGUACUCGCCGAAGAAUGUAACAGCGCCAGAACAGUUUCAUUCGUUGGGGUAUGCGUUGGUAGAGCUAGGAUGGUACUUUGGUACUUCGGAUUCUUGCUUUAGGAGUCCCUUAGGUUGUAGAAAUAUGACUCGUUUCAGUUCUUACACGUCCUUUGAUAAAUGCGGUUGCGAGUAUCAGUACUUCUCUGGGAUGAGUUAUAGGAACUGUUAUUGCAAUAAUGGCUACACAGGGAACCCAUACGUUAAACAUGGCUGCAUAGACAUAGAUGAAUGCAAAGGACACAACAGUUGUGGAGAAAGGACUUGUGUGAACUGGCCUGGAUCAUAUAGCUGUGAUCCCAAAGUAACCAAGCCUCAAAAGACCUCUGUACUUCAAGGUGUUCUUAUAGGUCUAGGAGUGUUGUUGUUCGUCCUCGGAGUCUUGGGGCUGUACAAACUCGUGAAAAAGCGAAGGAAGAUCAUCCGCAGCAAGAAGUUCUUUAAACGUAACGGAGGCUUGCUGUUGAAACAGCAACUAACCACCACUAAGGAGGGGAAUGUAGAAAUGUCGAGGAUCUUUAGCUCAAAGGAAUUGAAGAAAGCCACGGAUAACUUCAGCGUGAACAGAGUCCUUGGGAAAGGAGGUCAGGGCACAGUGUACAAAGGAAUGCUGGUGGAUGGGAGGAUCGUUGCGGUUAAAAGAUCGAAACUUGUGGACGAAGACAAGAUGCAAGAGUUCAUCAACGAAGUCGCACUUCUCUCACAGAUAAACCACAGAAACAUUGUGAAACUCUUGGGAUGUUGCUUGGAGACAGAAGUUCCGAUCCUGGUUUACGAAUAUAUUCCCAAUGGAGAUCUGUACCAGCGUCUUCAUGAUGAAUCAGAUGAUUACAACAUGACUUGGGAAGUGCAUCUUCGCAUAGCUAUAGAGAUAGCGGGAGCACUUUCAUACAUGCACUCAGCUUCAUCGUUUCCGAUAUACCAUAGAGAUAUCAAGACUACCAAUAUACUGUUGGACGAGAAGUACAGAGCCAAGGUGUCUGAUUUUGGAACUUCGAGAUCGGUAACAGUAGAUCAAACUCACUUGACAACACUAGUUGCAGGCACUUUUGGGUACAUGGAUCCAGAAUACUUCUUGUCGAGCCAAUAUACUGACAAGAGCGAUGUUUAUAGUUUUGGGGUUGUACUUGUGGAGCUCAUAACCGGAGAAAAACCAUUGACUCGUGUCCGGUCUGAAGAAGGAAGAGGAUUGGCAGCUGAUUUUCUUGAGGCCAUUAAAGAAAACAGAGUGUUUGACAUCGUUGAUGAUCGGAUCAAAGAGGAAAGCAAGCUGGACCAAGUGAUGGCAGUCGCAAAACUAGCUCGAAGGUGUCUAAGCCGAAAAGGUAGGAAGCGGCCAAACAUGAGAGAGGUUUCAAUUGAGCUGGAGAGGAUCCGUUUAUCACAUGAGGAUUUAGAGGGUCAUAUAAAUACCGACAAUGAAGAGGACCAAGCCAUGGAGAUCAAGAUAAUUAAUCAACUGAUUUGAACCGGUUAAAGAUGAUUCAACACGUUGCUAGAGUUAUAGUAACUAAGUUUUAUAAUGCGUGCCACAACUUUUGUUUUUUUUUUUUGGUUCUGUCGCGCUAGCCACAAUGAUCCAUCUCUCACUCUCAUUCAUGUGGGCCAGGGCCAGAUAAGGAUCUUUCUAAAAAAUGGGAUCUACACAACAUCCACGUCAUCUACCGUUUGCCACGUCGCCUUAUUAUUUGAUAUUUUGUCGACUGGUAUUUUAUUUAUUACUCGGAUAUAAAUUCAACUUAGAUAUUUGACUUUCAUGCUGG